AUGGCGUGGAUUAUCGAGGCUGAGCGGUCGAACUUGCACUCUCCGAAAGCCAACGCAAUCCCUUACGAUGCACUUCGGUCGGUUUUUCGUACUCGUUACGUUAACGACGGAGAAGCAAGCCUCAACGAUGGGAAUGCACUGGAUCCUGGAGACAAAGGAAAGCAGAUCGUCAGCGCAACGCAGCAUCCUCAACGGACAUCCAUCACGUUUCGCCCUACGCCCGAACAGAGCCCAUCAUUCCCAGAGUUGUGGGUUCCUUAUCGUGCCAAAUACGCACCGUUUCCCUUUCGCCCCGUAUGGACAAAGAUGAAGGUGGACAGAUUCCCGGGCUACACGAUCUUUGAAACACCUCUCACCAGAGGCAGAAUCAGGCUGUACAUAAAGCGAGUGCAGGCACUCGAUGCAAUCAGGAAUGGAUUCUUGUACCCCGGAGAAGCACAGCGCUUGACCCAACCUUUCCACCCGUGGGAACACGAAGAUCUCGAGAAGGUGAUGGAGAACCUGGAGGAGUACACAUCCCUCAUCGACGCCGAGAAGAUGCUUGUGAACGAGGUCGAAGAUAUUAUCGACCGCGUGGCGACUCGCACGGUUCGGAGUGCACAAUUCUUAUGGGCACUGUAG
This is a messenger RNA of Moesziomyces antarcticus, 621 nucleotides long. RefSeq lists its product as uncharacterized. The transcript is spliced from 3 exons. Bases 1 to 621 code for a protein of 206 amino acids. Lineage: Eukaryota; Fungi; Basidiomycota; Ustilaginomycetes; Ustilaginales; Ustilaginaceae. The record is from RefSeq and is a predicted model, not a curated record.